Molecule: messenger RNA, 2798 nt
Organism: Cynara cardunculus var. scolymus (artichoke)
Lineage: Eukaryota; Viridiplantae; Streptophyta; Magnoliopsida; Asterales; Asteraceae
Product: protein NPGR2-like
Exons: 5
Coding region: 285-2486 (733 amino acids)
Molecular function (GO): protein binding
Source: RefSeq, a predicted model, not a curated record
AUUCCACCCAUAUUUAAUGCGCCAAACGUUUCUGACCCUUCUCUACAUCUCCUCCCAUUUUUCAAAUCAAUCGCUCCAUGCCCUUAACCACACUCAUUACCACUAACACUAUCAACAAAAAAGGUGCCUUCUUUGCCAUUUUCAAGCUUUGGAUUCUUCUAUUCACGGAUCUAUAUUUUAUAUCUGGAUGAUUCAGGUCAAAAUGGGUAGUGCUUGUUUUGAUUCCUUGUGGGCUCUUUCACUUGUUUUCCCUAAUCAAAAGAACUCAGAUGUAAGGAGGCAGGAUGAAACUCAAACAUUGGGUUGAUAGACAUAGAACCAGCUUGAGUGGGAGGCUAAGAAAGAUGAUGAUGAAAUGCUUUUAUUCGGGUGAACGAUUAGAGGCGAAGGAAACGAAUGCUUCAUCGGAAUCGUUAGCCACGAGGGAUUUUUCAGCCAGUGGGUAUUCUUCUCGAGCCGGUGAGCCUGAUCCUAAGUUGGAUAACAGCAAUAUAGAAGAAGCCGAAUCCUCUCUUCGUGAGAGUGGUUUUCUCAACUAUGAGGAAGCAAGAGCCUUGUUAGGUCGAUUAGAGUAUCAAAAAGGAAAUGUAGAGGCUGCCCUUCAUGUUUUUGAAGGAAUUGACAUUGCUGCUGUUACACCGAAGAUGAAAAAUUCGCUUGCUAGAAGAUCUGAACCACCUAGACGCCAUUCUCAAAGUGAUGCGGCCCCACCAAUGUCGAUACACGCUGUCAGUUUACUCUUUGAAGCUGUUUUUCUCAAAUCGAAGUCAUUGCAGGCCCUGGGACGGUUUAGAGAAGCUGCUGAAUCGUGCAAAAUAAUACUAGAUACGGUCGAAUCUGCAUUGCCCGAUGGAUUUCUUAACUUUUCUUCAGAUAGUAAACUGCAGGAAAUUCUAAAUAAAGCUGUUGAGCUGUUGCCUGAACUCUGGAAACUGGCUUCGGAUCCACAGUCAACCAUUUUGUCAUAUAGGCGUGCCCUUCUCUACCACUGGAAUCUUGAUCACAAAACACGAAUGUAUAUUGAAAAAGAGUUUGCUAUAUUUCUUCUGUACAGUGGUUGUGAUGCAAACCCUCCAAACCUUCGAUCCCAGAUGGAAAGUUCCUAUGUACCCAAGAGCAAUCUAGAAGAAGCCAUUCUUUUGCUACUGAUUCUUCUAAGAAAGAUUGUUAUCGGGAUAAUAGAGUGGGACCCAUCAAUCUUUUAUCACCUUUCUUUUGCACUAUCAGUGGCGUACGACUUAAGAUCACUUGCUCAUCAGAUCGAAGAAUUCCCACCUGGGAUCAUUGCAAGAAAGGAAAGGUACAGCACUCUGGCACUAUGCUACUAUGGCGAAGGUGAAGAAACCGUGUCUCUAAAUCUAUUGAGGAGUUUGUUUAAUGAUAAAGAGAACCACCAUAAUUGCGUAUUUGAGAUGUUACUUGCUUCCAAGAUUUGUGGAGGGCAUUCGGAUUCCCUUGAAGAAGGAAUUGCAUACCUUUACAAACUACUCCAGAAAUUCGAGGGAAACUGUGAGCAGAUGAUUAGUGUUGCGAAUUUUUUUCUUGGGAUCUCCCUUUCAGCACAAUCAAGAAAUGCUAAUUUGGAUUCUCAGAGGAUUUCAAUGCAAUCUGAAGCUGUGGAAUCACUUGAAACUGCCAACAAGAUGAUGAAACAAGAAGAUCCCAACGUUCUGUUUCAUCUUAGCCUUGAACACGCAGAACAGAGGAAGUUGGAUAUUGCUCUAUAUUAUGCAAAGCAGCUUGUGAAGGUUGAGGCUGGAGCUAGCGUAAAAGGAUGGAUUCUUUUAGCACGUAUUUUAUCAGCUCAAAAACAAUAUGUUGAUGCUGAGAAUAUUGUAGAUGCUGCUAUAGAUGAAACCGGGAAGUGGGAUCAGGGAGAACUGUUGAGAACUAAAGCUAAAUUGCAGAUUGCACAAGGCCAUUUAAAGAACGGCAUAGAGACAUAUACACGUCUUCUUGCAGUUCUUCAAGUUCGCAGCAAGAGCUUUGGGCUCCACAAAAAACUGUCAAAGAUGAAGAGGAGCAACAAAGAAAGAGGUCUAGAAAUGGAAAUAUGGCAUGAUCUUGCAAACGUUUACACUAGUUUAUCGCAAUGGCGUGAUGCUGAAGUCUGUCUAUCAAAAUCUAAGGCCAUCGAUCCUCAUUCUGCAUCCAGAUGGCAUUCCACAGGCUUACUCCAUCAAGCCAAAGGCCAAAGGGAAGAAGCAUUAACUUCAUUUGAGAAGGCAUUAGAUGUUGAUCCAAAUCAUGUUCCAAGCCUAAUAUCAACUGCCAUCGUUCUCAGAGAACUCAGUGAUCAAUCGCUACCAGUUGCCAAAAGCUUUAUAACCGAUGCACUAAGGGUUGAUCGGACUAACCCUCGUGCAUGGUACAAUCUUGGUCUGGUAUACAAGGCUGAGAAUGGUUGUUCAGCCCUAGAAGCUGCUGAAUGUUUUGAGGCUGCAAUUAUGCUUCAAGAAUCUGAACCUGUUGAACCCUUCAGAUGAAAGUCACACCCCAAAUCUCAACAGCAAUGGUCACUAAUUUGACCUUUCGUUUUGUUACAAGAUGAUUUGCUUCUAUGCAAGAUUGUUUUUUAGUUUAUACAGUAAUAGGUAUAGCAAGAAAAUUGCACCAGCCAAUGAUGGCAUAUGAUCUUUUUUUGUCUUGAUAGUUUCUUUUGUAUCCAGUAGCUGUAAAGAGGGUGGCAGCCCUGUGUUCUUGUUUUCAUUUAUGCAAGUAUUGUAGCUCAUUUCCCAUGUCUAUGACAGUAUCUAUUCUAUUUCUAGUUUCUAUGUAUCAUGUAUCCAAUUGGGAAA